Molecule: messenger RNA, 459 nt
Organism: Phytophthora nicotianae INRA-310
Lineage: Eukaryota; Oomycota; Peronosporomycetes; Peronosporales; Peronosporaceae
Product: holo-[acyl-carrier-protein] synthase
Exons: 2
Coding region: 1-459 (152 amino acids)
Biological process (GO): fatty acid biosynthetic process
Molecular function (GO): holo-[acyl-carrier-protein] synthase activity; magnesium ion binding
Source: RefSeq, a predicted model, not a curated record
AUGGCGCGGCGGGUGUUCGGCAUCGGCGUUGACAUAGCGCAGGUGUCACGCUUCGAGCAGAGCUUUGUGCGCUUCGGGGAGCGGCUGCUGGCACGCACCUUGCAUCCGCAGGAGAUUGCCGCGUUUUACGCGCGGCCGAACGCCGAGCAGGCGACGUUCCUGGCGUCUCGGUGGGCGGUCAAGGAGGCAACGUUCAAGGCCUUCCAGCGAUACCGCGUGCCGUUUCCCGAGAUCCACGCAGUGCGAAGGGGAAAUGAGGAGCUCGCAGUCCCAACGGCUUUGCCGGUGACGGAAAACUCCAAGGCGCUGAAGCUGCAGUUCUCGGGUGAGACGGAGGCACUGGCAAAGCGACUUCGACUUGUGGAACCAAUGGUGUCGAUUUCACACGACGGAGACUACGCCGUGGCCUACGUGCUGCUGCAACAGGAGACGAACGAUGUAGCACCAAGUGCGGAGUGA